Spirometra erinaceieuropaei is the source of this 18704-nucleotide messenger RNA. NCBI's taxonomy places the organism in Eukaryota, Metazoa, Platyhelminthes, Cestoda, Diphyllobothriidea, Diphyllobothriidae. The record is from the annotation of a GenBank genome assembly.
AUGAGUACGCGUGAAAAUUCUUUUGAGGCAAACGGUCCGGUUCGGAAGGUGAGCCGUGUGUCAAGAGACAACAGACCCCUGAAGAGUAGUCGCUUCUUGGCUUAAUUUAAAACUAAUGAAUGUAUGUGGUAAAAAGAAUGGCACUUAUUUAGGUUUCUAGAUAAGGACACCACGAUUAUCCAUCUCAAAUUAAGAUAAAACUUGCGUGGGUAUGCCAUAGCGGUCUUGUUAUAAUUAAUCACAUUUACAGUUUGAGCGGCGGCUUGGAGUGGGCGGCUGGCACGUUGGGGAGGUACAGUCGGGAAUUCCAGAUUAUUCUCUCAAAAAUGGACCCUACGCGUAUUGUUGAGGCCCUUCAGGCAUCCCUUCAACCAGAUCAACAAGCGGAUGCCGAAAAAGUUCUCCUUGAGGUACGAAGAAACUUUCAGCAUCGAAACUGUCUAGAUGCACAAAAUCAUUGGUUUCGCCCCAACCCUUCUUCAAGUCGUUCUUGAAAAUGGUUUGGAGCUUCCAGUCCGUCAAGCGGGGGCCGUAUUUUUCAAGAACAUGGUCUUAAAAUCAUGGAAGGAACAGGAAAGUAAAAGUCCUGAGGGAGUCAUAGCUUUCCAUAUCCAUGAGAACGACAGAGAAAGCAUACGUAGUGUAAUCGUACCCGCAAUGGCAUCCUCUCCUAUUCCUAUUCAGUAAGCUUCCUCAUUUUCAAGCGCAUUGUCAGAAAUAUUUUGCAAGUUGCCCUCUUCCGCAUCUUGAAAUACGAUUUUCCAUCUCGCUUUCCGACGUUUGUGGAGCGCGUUGCCGGAUAUCUGAAUUCUGCUAAUUUCGUAGAGUUCCACGGGUCCCUCUUGAGCGUUUAUUCUCUCGUUCAAGCCUUUGACCGGCAGGCCAAUGACAAAACUGCACUGUCUGCCGCGAUGAAUACCGUCCUGCCCCAUGUCUAUGAACGCAUGGGGGUUCUUUUGUCCGAUACGUCAGACGAAUCUCUGAGUCUGCAAAAACUUGUUUUGAAAAUAUUCUAUCGUUACACUGAAUACUACUUACCAACGGAUUCUAUCAAUGAGCAGGUAAACCAUUGCAAUCGUAUUUCAAUUUUCCGAAGUGGGUUUCACACUGGCAUACCCUUUUGUGUUCCAUCCUGGAAAACUUCAAUGGCGCCAACGAUGAUGCUGACAGCGCGUAUUGGAAACGACAGAAAUGGGCAGCAAGGAUCUUGUAUUGCUGGUUCACGCGGUAUGGAAGUCCAGGAAACGUCCAAAAGAAAUAUAAGACCUUCGCUGAUUGGUAUUUGAAGGGCUUCACUCACCAAGUCCUCGCAUCGUUCCUCAAAGUUUGUGAUGCCUACCGCCAACAAAUUUACAUUUCACCAAAAGUCCUUGCAGAAACGCUUUCCUAUUUCUCUGCCGCGUAAGCCUGUCUUAAAACUUUGACUCCGCUAGACUGUGCCACGCGUUUUCUUGGAAGUUCCUCCAGGCCUCAUUUCCAAUGUUACUGCAAGAAGUUAUCCAUCCUCUCCUAUCGCACGAUAAGGAGGCCCAGGAUAUGUGGGAGGACGAUCCCAUUGAAUACAUCCGAUACAAAACCUGUAUGGUUGCGUUUGCUCAUUUUUUUUCGUAGCUGUUUACGCCAGUCUUCACAACCCUGCCGAUGCGGCCUGCACAUUUAUCAGCGAUGCUUGUUCGAAGAGGAAGGGCAUUUUGGACAGGUCAAUGCAGUACUGCAUUCAGGUUCUGUCGUCGGAUGCCAAGCCUGAAGCGAAAGAUGGCGUUCUGAACCUGGUUGGGACAGUAUGCGACACGCUCCUAAAAAACAAGACCUACAAGGUUGGUAGGCCUCGAAACUUUGGUUACCAAGCUUUCAUUUCUACGUAGAACCAGCUCGAAUCCUUCCUCAUAACUCACGUCCUGCCACUGUUUGAGGCACCAGAGGGUUACAGACGUGCUAGAGCCUGCUGGCUUCUUGGGAAGUUGUCGCGUGCCGAAUUUGGCAAUACGGCCCUUCUAUGCCAGGCGGCAGAGGCUACGAGGAGACUCAUGUGCUUCGACACGGACCUGCCUGUCCGUGUUAGCGCCGCUAACGCUGUAUUUGCAUUGAUCAGGGACCAGGACGAUAGUAAGUAGUCCACAUAAAACCUGGAUCUAGUUUUACUCCCGUUUUCAUUGCUGUAAUCUAUUCCAUUUUGCCCGAGUUUGUCUUUUCGCCAGUUGGUUUUGUAAGUAGCUUCCACUUAUACUUCCUUUGCGGGGGCUUAUACAUGUCGUAAAUGAAGUGUCUGUCAACGGCAUUUCUACUCUGCAUGUGUGUAAAUGUUUUCGUGUUCCAUGUCUUCGACGCUUCCAGGAGUAUAACAUGCUUAACCGCCAAGCCUCCAAGAAGGGAUUAAAUCGUUAGCUAUAAGUCAACAUGUUGCUUAUUCGCCUAGUUUAGGAAUUUUAGUGUUCUAUUAUCUCGGGUGGAUUUCUCUUAUGUUUAUAACCUUUUUAAUGAUUGGGUGGCAGUGAUGGUAGUUACUGUCCGUGCUAGGGGCUUGAAUCCCAGUAAAGUUCCGGAAGCUCCAUAAACCAGGCAAACUGAUGCACAACCUCUCAUCGGGAAGUCCAGACAAGCGUUCUUCGCAUCAUUGUUGCGCCAAACCGACAUUCCUGACGAAUGAAAAAGACCUUUGACUUCAGGUCACCUCGUCGCUUGUACCGGGCUACAAAGCCAACGUCGGUAAAGGAGAAAAAACGGACUUAAAGGUAUUAAAUUCGGAUAACAGAAUAGUUAUCCGCGUUCACCGACAGAGAAGACCACCAACGCAAAUCUCUGACGCCCUUGAACGACGAAAAAGCGUACUGGAGCAGCCUUGCGAUCGGAGCUGCCAAGCGCUGAAUCUGUCAAAGAAACCAAAGAUCCUCAUAACCGAGGACGGGCGCAUGAAAAAAAAUUUGCAGGUACGACUAUGGCGCGGUUUUCGGUUUGUCGAAAAUACAACAACAGUUCCUCCGACCGGUCGUUUCGCCAAAGGACAUGCCCACAUACGAGGACUGGGAAACUGAAAUUUUUCAUCGCAGGUCCACCAGCAAUAAUGCAGUCAGUCGAACGGUUCCUGAGUAGACGCAAAAACUCCAUGGUUGGACCAAGGAUUUAGAUAGUCAUCUGAGGUACCUGCUCUCUCCACCUUCAUGCGCUAAAUUCUCAUAGUCGAGUCGCUCAGGGAUCUGCUGCAUUGAAACUUUUAAGAACGGUCACACCAGUCCAAGAGUUGUCGACUUCCCAACAACUGACACGACCAAAACUACUGCGGGAACGCACCAGAACCUGCAUCUGGCUCUAUGCGUGAUCGACGUGAGCGCUCCACCACCAAAGAAUGCACGACGAUCUGGCAACCGACACAAGGCGGGAUGUCUAGGGGACGCUCCAUUUUACGAGUAGUCGAAAGUGAGACGCACAACACUUCCGUAGGGGGCGACGUUGACUAAAGAAGUCUCGUGUCCGGUUGAACAUUCGACACACUAAAUAAUGGCAAACGUUCGUUGAAUACACCAGCCCUUGCUACUUUUAGAAACACCAGGCAGUUGCUACAUCCCUCUUGGUGAACGCAUCCUGGAGAAGCAGCCUGAAAAAAAACUACUUUUUGCGCGGACUCAAGGUUUUGCCUGUGUGCCGCCCCUUCCAGUAAGCGUAAGAGGUAAAACAGACCACAGUUUACCCUCCAUGGUUGUUCGCCCGUUGCAAGUAAUAAGAAUCAUAAGUCUCAGGACUCGGGGACUUUCUGUGUUUAGAUAAGGAUGUAGUAGGGAUGACCGCAACAUCUAUCUCGCUCUCUUUUAGGUUAACCCCUAAGUUAAACAGUUUAAACGUAAUCCAUAGGUCACAUGUCUGCUAGAUGGAAGAUUUUUGCUGCAGUGCUCCUAUUCAGGAUUUCGAAGAUUAUCGUCAAUGGCUGCAAUUGAUGGUGUUUGUCAGUUGGCAUCAGAAAUAGUAUUUUCGCAACACAUCCGGUCCUUUUUGACUCGCGUAUUUUUGAGUGGAAAUUGUCGCUGCAACGUCGACAUCCCAUAUUCUCAUGUCAAACUCGUAGCCACUACUGAACGUUUAUGUGCAAAUUAUGAAACAAUCUACUUUCUGACUCUCCUUUUUUGUUUUUCAGCUCGGAAGGUCAUGCUGUCGCAUCUUCCAGACCUCGUAAUGCGUGAGUUCUGUUCAAAACAAUGUUUCCUCUAUAAACCUUGUGUGAUUGCAUGCUGCGUUUGGUCGUCUCUUUCACUGCCCAAUCAGCUGAUGCUGCAUUCGCCAGUAGGCCGCCUCCAACACUACUUCGCAGGAACAAGUUGGAUAGGACGUUUUGCCUGUUAUGGCUGUUGUUCUCAGGAGUCCUUUUUGGACUAGUACAAAAAGUUAUAGGGUACAAGACUGUACAUAUAAGUUGUGGACGGCGUCGGUCGGGAGGUCGUCGGGACUGCUAUAACCAGACGUUGCUGUGUGCCUGCAUCUCGCUCAUAAUUAUAUACGUAAAUAUGCCGCCAUCACCCUGGACGGCAGGGUCGCACUGGCGGAGUCCGUUGGUGAAAAAGUAAAUACUCAGGUAGGGAUUUUUCCUAACAAGGCCAUCUUUGGUCUCGCAGGGGUGAACAAGCCCAAGAACGUUUUUCAAGGUUGAGAUAGUAGGCCAUGUUUACCGGUACUUGAAAUAACACCUUCGUAGUUUCUCCUAUUUGAGAUUGUUUUCGCGCAUUCUACUCGAUGGCUCUUUGUGUGUGCAUUAUAGAUUUGCCAUGUUGAGGCACAACACCCUGUUGACCAAUCUUUUUUCAUUUUAGAACUUAUCAAGCUCCUGCGUGAGACCGAAUUCGACGACCUCAAUUCAGUUCUUCGGGAAAUAAUGAUCCACUAUACGACUGAAAUCCAGCCUGUCGCCAUCCACAUGCUUCAAGAGCUUGUAAGACAUCCUCGCCUGUGUGCCUACAAACCACGUUGUAAUUUUUCCAGUCGGAUGUGCCACCAACUUUCCUUUAUUCACUCUGAUCCUCUGUUAACUGUCAAUUCACCUUGCUUGCUUUAGAUGCUACUCAUGCAUAGCUGAAAUGGCAUUUGCCAUCUCCCUUUGUCCCUCCUAGUCGGCGACAUUUGUCAAAUUAGUUGGCGUGGCUGAAAACGGCGACGCCGGUGAGGCGAACGCUGCUGGCGAUGUGGAGUACAACGAGGAGAAGGAGUACCAAUGCCUUGUCGCUACUGGCGUCAUGGAGAACAUUGAAACUCUCAUGCAGGUGAUGGAGGAGCAGGAGGAGCUCAUCGCCAGCGCAGAGCCCGUGAUCAUCCAGCUGGUGCAAAUCAUCCUCAAGCACAACGUGACGGACUUCUACGAUGAGGCCUUUUCCCUCAUCUGUUCCCUCACCUGCACCAAGAUCUCGCCGCUGAUGUGGUCAGUUUUUGACUGGCUCUACGAGGCCUACGAAAAGGACGCUGAGGACUGUUUUGCCAGCAUGAUGCCAACCCUGCACAACUAUGUUACCGUCGAUCCGAAGGGCUUCAUGGCUGCUCCCCAUCGCGUGGAAAUGCUCAUUUCCAUGUGCACCAAGGUAGGGUCCUGCUUGGGAGAACUCAUAAACUGAUAAAUCCGCGCUAUGUUUUUGUGCGGCACUCAUUCUGUGCCCGCUUACGUCUGGUUUGCCGUCUCAUUCUAUCGUCUAAAGCCAUUUUUCAAGGAUCGACCUAUUCCUUAUCUAGUCAUGUCUUUGCGAACAGUGUAGUUCUUUUGGUUUCCUGAUCGGCGUGGAGUUGCUAUCAAGUCACAAGGAGCUAAAGAACUUAAGCAGUUGUCGUGGGAAGGUCGAAGCAGCAAUGUGCUUCUGGGUUGAUUUGAAAUACACCAGGCCUGAUUUAAAUCGUCUCAUGAAAAUGCCAUUAUUCAGGAUAAACGGGACCUCACAAUGCAUGCAUCCUAUUUGUUUAGAUGUCAAAUUAUUGUCAUUCCUGAAAAUUAUCCGUCUUCAUUUGUUACACAAAUGCGCAUUAUAAGUAAAAAGAUACGACAUAGAUGUACCAGUGUUGAGGAAGGCCUCCAUCCUUCAGACUAAUUUUCUCCACAUGCGAAAAACUCAUCCGCCCCCCGAACACGUGUUCCUCCAGCUUAUCUCCGAUCUCGCCAAUGGUGACUUGACAACCCUGGCGCUUUUAUGCUUACGACAGGAUUUUUGUUUUACAACGCCUAAUCAGGUGGGUGGGAUGCCUCACAGAUUUGGUUGUCUCCGAGUCCUGAAGUCACUGUUAGGCCUCAGGCUGUGAGACGCUGUGUGCCGUUCCGGGCCAUAGCUCCUAUUGAGUCGGGCCUUUUCAUACUUUCAGGCGCUUCAGAUAUGAAACUCCAGCCCUCUUUCUGGAAUGCAAGGGACGUUUUUGAUGGCCGUUCUAUAUAUGCUUAGGUGGCUCCUCCCCUGCUUGGAAAGUUAAUUUAAGCCUACUGCAAAGUUUUGUUGUCCCCGCAGUUCGGUGUCCCGUCGUUGAUGAAGGACGUUUUGUUUGGAGAAAGAAGGACGCAUCUUCUCCCCUCUGUCUGGACUCCUUUACGUUGUCCUUCCCUGCUUUCCUCAUUAGCAUAAGUUCGUGACAACAUUGUCAGCCCACAUGUUUUACGAAAUUCUCCGUCCACUCUGUCAUCCAAAACGCGGAAGCAGUUGACCACACUUCUAAUGUGGCUGGAGAAAUGUUUGACAAGUCCUUGUAACUCGAAAUCGGAGUUCGAUCAAUAACAAUGACACCCGACACGUCGUCUGGCGUUAUUCACAAACCCAGGGGCAUUAUUUUCGGCUAAUGGUGAUGUUUCAAAUCUCGAGUUUUUUUUGCAUAUUUAUGGCUUGAAAAACAAUGGUUUUGCACACUUGCUGUAUGCCUGAUGGGCCGGAGCCGAUAGCCUACGAGGUCAAGUCUUAUUUUCCUAAUGGACUUAGUUAAUUUCAAAGUUUGCUUUUUGUGUCGAUAUAUGUGCAGAGGGAAGGGAGUAUGUUGUUAGUCGCUAUGCGACUGCCUACGAGGGCUCCAAAUUGAACACCAAGACAUGACGGACAGAGUACGUCCCGUUACCUGGUUGGUAAACGAAUCUGUCACGAUCAGAAGUAACGUGACAACAAGCCCAUGACUCAGUAGCAGACCGUUGUACAAUUUAGUGCUCAAGGACCAAAGGACCUAGGUUCGAAUCCCUCCACCAUCUAGACGUGGGGUUGGAUGUCGCUGGUUGACGACGUCUCAAAAGCCAUCUAAUCCUGCACAGUUCGACCGUCGAUUCCGAAGAUGUCCACCGUGUGCUACACAGCAAGGUGCGGCGGGCACGGUGACUUGCGCGUGAAUUAGUUUAUAGUGAUAGUAGACUUGCGCAGCGUCUGCCGCCCUCUCUCCCACUCCCCACCUUGAUCCUGUAUCAAGACAGAGUCAAAAACACCGGAGGCGGGGGAGGGCGCAGUUGAUCCAACCCCCAUUUGCCUUUGUCGCUAUCCUUUUUUGCAUAUAUAUAUAUAUAUAUAUAUAUCAAUCAGGAAUGGGCGCACACCGAUCUAUUGGCUUCACAAAGCAAACAAGCUCCGUAUGUGUGGCAAAGGUCACGAACAGGCAACCAAUUACCAGGCCGAAGUCGGCCAAGUCAUAAUAGCAGCGAGGAGGGACGACAGAGAAUGCGGGUAGAUUGAUACAGCACUGUUUCGGGCUUAUUCUGCCUUCAUUCAGCCAAUCAUAACCCUGACCACCAGCAGCUGAGACCAGAAACACAAACAUGCGCACAGACGCACCUGGCGCAGUCGGUCCACCACUGAGGCCUACCAGAUGGGUCUGUGGUGGACCGACUGCGCCAGGUGCGUCUGUGCGCAUGUUUGUGUUUCUGGUCUCAGCUGCUGGUGGUCAGGGUUAUGAUUGGCUGAAUGAAGGCAGAAUAAGCCCGAAACAGUGCUGUAUCAAUCUACCCGCAUUCUCUGUCGUCCCUCCUCGCCGAUAUAUAUAUAUAUAUAUAUAUAUAUAUAUAUAUAUGUAUGUGUGUAUAUAUGUAGGUCCAAGUUUUGUGAACGUCUGCCGUGCCAGAUCAGCAUGCCAUAACCCUCAACCUGGUGUGCGCCGGCAGUUCUCCAGUAUCUGGUUCUCUGGCGGUAGGUGCGCUUGCGCUCUCGCUGAUAUACAGGUCUUGUGCAUGGCUGGCGCAGUUGGUCCACCACUGGAGUUUACUAGAUGGUCAAAUUGGCAAAGUUGAGAGAUCCGGGUUGAUGAUUUGAAGGAAAAGACGGGCUCACCGGAACGGGCUUAUUUGGGUGUUGACGUUUCGAAGAGCUUGCCAACAAAGCGCUUUAAAACGUCAGCACCCAAAUAAACCCGUUCCGAUGAGCCCAUCUUUUUCUUCAAAUCAUCAACCCGGAUCUCUCAACUUUGUCAAUCUAACCGUCUAGUAAACCCCAGUGAUGGACCAGCUGCGCCAGCCUUGUGUGCGCAUGUUUGUGUUUCCGGUCCCAGGUGGUGGUCAGGGUUACGCUUGGCUGAAUGAAGGCAAACAAGCCCGGAGACUAUAAUGGCCAUUUCUGGCUUAUUAGCCGUCGUCGACCAGCCAUGUCCAAUCUGGGGCUUGAUCCCGCGACCUGUCGGUUAGAAGUCCAACGCCACUAACCAAUGAGCUACUGGCAUGUCCUAUCGGCUGUGAUCGGCUAUAUACAAUGGCGGAAGGACGCUCAUCGAUCGUGCUACGGAAUGCACUAGUUCUGUUGUGCCUUGUGGCUCCUUCUUGGGCCCCGCUAGCAGCCACAAACAGUGUCCGAACCUUAGAAUGGUAACUGUUAGCGCGAAUUUCAUUCACGGGAGAAGGGAUACAUCUUUUCUACACACGUUUUCAGCAAGAAAAUACGCUCCUUCAACUGAUUGACCUCUAACUUUCCGUCUUUCGGACAUUUUAGAGUCUGAACAGUGAUGAGGACGAUUCGAACGAGGCCGUCCACGCCGCCAAAAUGCUAGAGGUCUUGAUUAUCAACUUCCGCGGACAGAUGGACGCUGUCGUUCCAAAAUUCGUCGAACUCACAUUGACAAAACUGACUCAGUCCUCCACAAACGUCGAACUUCGCAUGAUUUGCCUUCAGGUAUCCACUUUGUGCAAGCUAGGUUUUCAUCAAAGUCUACUUAGGUGACUAUCGAUAUCUUUGUAUACUCUGUUGGUGCAGUAUUUUACCACGUGUUACCUGUUCAAUCGUUUAAAUGAGAGGCACUGACAGAGCGCUGCUGCCUUCAGGCUGAAAUGCCUUCUACUGUAUCAAUUUUGUGGUAGAUAUGACCUAUCCUCGCAAGAGACCCCUGCGAUGUAACUCAAUUAUAAGUAAUUGCCACUGCGCCUUAGAUCGGCGACUUGAAACAAUUAAAGCUCAAAUUGCGUUUCAUUGACUGACGCAUAAUUGUGCUGACAUUCAGUCCUAGAGGGUGUUUUCACUCCAGGCGAAAGAGGCUCUGAGAGGGUUUUCUACACAACUUCCUGCUUUCCUCUGUUCACACAGGUCGUCAUUGCGGCAAUUGUAUCUUCUCGCGCAAUUGUUUUGCCUAUUCUCUCAACCCACAACUGGCCGGGCACGGAGACCCCCAUUAUUGAGAACUUCCUGAAAAUCUGGCUAGAAAACAUUUCGCGGUUCACUGGGUAAGUCCUACCUUUUUAUAGCCUUGAUUCCCGAACACUGUGCUGGGCCCCUUUGCUAUUGGGGAUGUCUACUGAUCUGACCUGAUUACGGGACAGAGUAUACGACCAUUUGUACAAGCGUUAGGCCCGAGUUUCGUGGCACAACGCAAAGCCUUUGUCCACAUCAUAUGUGUAAACGCCUCCCUUCCGGAAGUUGUGUUAGGCCGGAAUGCACACUUGACCACCUUAUAGCCAUUUUUCACCCCAGUCAACUGGGCUCAUGCAUUUCUCUGGUCCCCGCUGGAAGAGGCCGACCCAGCAGAACCUUUUCUCUGUAUGACACAUCGGGAUUCGUAGCAGACUGGGUAGCUGGGUUCUCAACCGAACUGAGAGUCAGCAUGACAACGGUAGUUUCUUCCUCAUAUGGCUGCUAUGGUAGAUAUCGUCAAUGAGAGCCCUGUGUUAUAUUACUCAAGUCUGAAGGCCGGUACUUGUGGAUGAAAGCCGAUGGAACCACUUUCAUCACAAGUUGCCUUGACCGCGUUUGCCACUGGACAGUUAUCCCUUGGUCAAAUCUAAUUCACGCUCGCGUCAACACCAUUCGUCUGGGUGUAAGUGAUUAACACCAUCAUACUUCCCAAGAGAGGGGCCCUCGAACCAAAAGCAAAUUCCGACUGUGAAGUAGGUUGGAUCUCCUGGCUUUCUUUGUUAGAUUGACAGUAGAUGGUAAACCAUCUCUUACAAAGACGCUGGAAUCUUGAACUUCCAAGUUUAGCUUCAGCGACUUCAUCUCAAAUGAGACAGUCCACGCUCGCUGCGAUAGCAUCGCCGAGAUAACUCAAGCCAUCCAAGAAAGACGACUGAGGUGGUUUGGGCAUGUUCUUCGUCGUCCACCUCAGAAGCUCAGUGUUACUACCCUCGAUCCGGCAGCGUUACCCCAUAGGAGGCGUCUAAGAGGGGUCAGUUCAAAACCUGGCCCGACACAGUUCGUCAAGACAUGGAGAUGGUUCUUGGACCUUCGGUAUUCGGUCUCCGUCGUUGGCGAAGGGAAUGGGUUGAGCUGUCCAGAUCUGCUGCCACGGAUCGUCGCGCGUGGAGAGGUACAGUUCGGGACAUCAUCGAGGCCGGCUAGAUCGGGCAUGAUCGCAGCCAUAUCAAGUACAAGUUCCAAUUUUAGCUACUGAUACCGCAUUCCCUGGCAUGGGAGUCGUCAGUUCUUGGUCUGAUCAUUGAACUGAGCCUAGGGUCGGGGCAUGCCUAACUGGCCUGCUCACGUGUUCAUGGUGCAAUCUGUGGCUGCGGAUUAUAAUUCUCAACGCGCGACAGUCUGCGGUAGAGGAUCCAGAGUGCUUGAUCCACUUCUGCUUGGUAGCGGAGACCCAGCGGUGAAGGUCCAGGGACCACCUCUUUGGUGCGCGCACAGCUAUAUGGUUUUUUUUCUUUUCAAGGACCGGGUCGCCGAAUUCUUUACGGUUGUGUUUGCUCGACCUACCUCCCCCGCAACCUGCUACAUUUCUUAGCUCACGCAUUCUUAUUUCUCUUGGGACUUCAGGCUGCACGACCGUCGCGUCUGUGUGCUGGGACUCUGCACUCUCCUUUCUCUCGGUGACGACGAACGGCCCCCGGCUGUGAACAAGUUCAGCACCCAAUACCUCCCCGCCCUCCUGCUCCUCCUGAACGGCCUGAAGGACGCCUAUGUCCUCAAGGCUCAGGAGGAAAAUGAAGGUGAGUCAUUGGUAGGCCUGCUAUGCUUAAAAGUCCUAUAACAGCCGUUCACCCUCCAUGUUGUAUAACUGUCGUCUUGACCUAUCCGGCUUUGUCAAUACAAGCGAAGAGACGAGUCCCAGGAUUUAGUUGAUAAGAAGUGGAAGCUAUCGCUGGUACAAGAACCUUAUUCGCCUGACGUUUCGGAUUCUCGCUCGAACCAGUCAUCAGAAAGGGGCGAUUCGUGCACAGGAAUUUGCAGUAUUUAUUCGAUGCAGUCGCUAUGCUACUGCAUACCUAUGAUAAUUAACCGUUCCCUUCAUCGGGGAUUGUUGUCCGCUGGUGCGCCAAUUAAUUGGUUGUCGACAUGCAAGUUGUUAAUCACUCUUUUUCCAGCGAUCGCUUCUAAUUUUUAUGUCCUGCUUUAACAAGCGGAUACUCAUGUGAGUCGACGCUUAUGGGGAAUUCUGCCGGGAAGGUGUUUUGAUUGUCAGAAAUAGCUGUCUCUAUCAGCUUUUUCGCGUCAAACCUGCCAUAGUCUUAAAGCGUCUGAGAUCAAAGUUGUCAUUAGCGUUGUCAUGAAACCAUGUCAAACCGCCCGCAGAGUGGGCGGUUUGCACACCGCUGCCUUAGGCAACAUCAAGCGCACUGUUUCUUGCCAACCUUAUUCCGAUGGCGAUUCGAAGUCAGAACGACCGGGCGUAAUGGCCUGCGGAACUCAACUUCCCGUCAACGCGUUCCGCGCACGUCAAAUUGAUUUCAAAUUGGUUUCAAUUGGUCUCCAGGUCUGUGGUUGUCGUGCGUGGCACGCGUAGACGGGAAGUUUCAAGGUCAAGUUGGUCUCAACUGAAACCACACGACGACAACGACAGACCUGGAGACCAAUUAAAACCAAUUUGAAAUCAAUUUGACCUUAAAACCAAUCUGAAUGCCGAUUAGGCCACGAGUCCCUGUUAUGCUGAACUAUGCUCGAAACUAUUCAUUCGGGAGAUGACCUAUCUAACCUAACUGCAGGACGAAAUGUAUGACCAUUUAUGUAGGUGUUGUUAGGCCAGAGCUUCAUGGUACAACGAUGUGUGACGCCUCUCGUCUGGAAGUAGUUUAUGACAGAUUGCAGUGUUCAUACUAAAGCUCUGUGAUACUCCGCUUAGUUUCAUAACGCUUAAGUCUGUUCCUCAGUCAAGGGUGUAAAAAAGCCUGCAAACUGCAAUGCUUGCUUUCAGCACUCCCAAGCAGCUAGCCGGAUUCUUGGACCGUGAUAGAGGUACUUGUGACUAUUUGGCGGUGACUGGUAGACUUAGGGUUGGGCUACAAUGGCUCCUAAAAGUGGUUUUUGUGGCACUUACAUACGUGAGAUCCGUGCCGCUCUUCAUCCCCUCGCACAUAUUAAGGACCAGGUGUGUGUGUGGCACACGUAGGCUCUUGAUCUGCUUCCAGUUGCCUUCACGCUGUCACGCCAUCGAAGUAUGGCGGAUGAGAGAGGAGAGAGUGUGGUAGACGCUGCACAAGUCUGUCCCACUAGACCUGAAUUCACCGUUGCUGGGUCCACUCUGUUGGACACGAUGUGGUCCUCCCUGGUUACAGUCGAGCUCGUGUCUAACAUAGACCGACUUUUUGACGAAAAACGACGGCCUCCUGAUUGAGUCCAUCCCGAUCCUCAUCGAAGGACUCGAUGUAAGGUCACGGACGGCCCAGACUGUCGACACCGCCGAGUAGAGAAAGUGACUGCAUAUUGUCUAAGUAGUGUUUGCUACAGGCGUCGACCACCAUUAGUCCUAGUUUGCCCUUCCAUGGAGUUGACAGAACCACAGACCGGUGCGGCCUACUGUCCGUGAUCAAUGAGGAAUUCUCGUUGACCAGUGGGCUCUCCCUUUUCCGAGGCCAGUAACUGUCGCUCCCAGCGCCUCCCACGGGUUUUGCGUAGUUAAUCAGUACCCAUUGUCAGUUACACUCUAUCAUGCAGAUUUCGUCACGCACAAGCCAUCCAUUUUGCUCAAGCUGCAUGCGACCUAACCGUCUGAGGUGCUUACCUUCCAUUGCAUCAUCAGUGGUCCUCCCCUGGAGGGAGUGAAUUUAUCCAUUUAAAUCAUGGUUCCCCAGCCGGACCGCAUUAUCUUCGGGGUUUACCCAGUUGAACCGUACUUCACAAAAACCAGUCGCCUACGAAUGCCAUAGUUCAGAAUAUGCCAAGUCAAGAUGGUCUCUUACACUUAAAUCUCCGUCCUAUGUUGACACUUGCAUCCGGGUCAGAGACGCUUCAAUGGACUGUCAGACUUGCUGAUCGCUAGUUGUAUGUUGGGGGGGUUAGGUUUGUCUAGAACACAAUUUCACUCUAGCACAGGGUGGUGAACCCCUUUAGCUGCCCACCAUCUCCAUGUGAAGCAGCCGAGUCGUACCUUUUUCUGUGUCAGCAGCGACUACUCGGAUUGCAUCUGCCCAAAGGUCCACCCAAACAGGGCGACGUAAUCCGCAUAGUUAAGAGUAGAGAAAAGAACGUUUUGACUGCCUUAAUCGCACGCCAUUUCACAGUCGUACUAUAUAAAAGUCCAGGCAUGUAUUUUUUCCUAACUUCAGCUGCUUCUGCAAGAUGCCUUCGUAAAGGUUAGACCUCUAAUUUAGUCUCCAACACUCCCGAUGUGAUUUCAAGCAACCCUUGAGUCUCGAGACGCCCCCAUAGUGGUUGAGACCGGCUGCACACUAGCCUUGAUAAAAACCGUAGUAAAAAGUAGCAUAUGGGUUUUUGGUACACCACGGAUUUUCAUUUCCGUGGCAUAAUUGAGAUUGAAGGCAAGGCCUUCUGCACACCUUCGUUACGGAAUGUUGCGUCUGUCGCAUUCUCAAAUAGGAGCGUUGGCCGAGCUCAGACUGACUGAGAUCAAACGCACCCCAACACACUGAAUCUAGUGUUGACUGCAACUGCGUUUGCAUGGUUGAUAAUGGCGUUUGACUUUGAUUCUCUUAAUUGAUUUGGCGGGUAGUUUGGACAACGAUAGGGUGUAUACUCCCAACUAACUUGAACUAGCCUGUGGACCGUGCCAUACGUUGAAUGGUGGUAGAGGGGAUUUUACGGGUGGGGCAACACAGGCAAAGAGCAAGAAGACAGAAACUAGAUAAAUUUCUAUCGAAAGUCCUAUCGUACGAUGUCAUUUGUCGAAGAGAGUGGGCGCGAUAAUUAAAAAAAUAAACAAAAAUCCAUUUUCAAAAGCGCCGGUGGUAAGUAAAUUCCAGGCAUUGGGAACGGUGAAUAUUAAGUGAUGUUUACAAUCACACUGAAUUCUAGGGCAUAUCUUUGGAGUUGCCAUCUUUUUUGUGCAACCUGCCCCUUUUCGUUCCGCCUAUUCUAACCGUAACACAUUUUUAUCUCAGUGUGUUAGAUGUACCCUCCACCCUACAUUCCUUCUUGUCACAUUCGGUUUUUCAGAUGAUGAUGAUGAAGAUGAUGAUGACGACGAAGAUGACGACGAUGAAGACCAGGCGGAGGAGGCCAUUGAGAGUGACGAGGACGUAAUUGAUGAGGAGGGAGCUCGUUAUUUGGAACUACUGGAAGCAGUGGUACGGUUUUUAGCCUCUAGAGGUGACAUGCCGCACAUCAAGAGUAUUUAUAGAUGGCUGCUAGCAGGCUCUGUUUGACCUCCGAAACCCCCCCCCCCUCUCCCUCCUUUGCAAUUAUUCAAUGGGUGCCUUUUCCGUCCCCCCCCCCGACGGACUUAACAAGACUAACCCAACCUCGCUGUGCGCUUGUUCAGGCUUUUGUGCCCGUUGUUGCCUUUGAGAGGGGUGGGGCUCUCAGUGGUACGCGGACAUUAUCUUUCUCCAGACCAGGGUACAAAGACAGCUUCCGAGCCGUUUUGAGUCAAAAGUUUAUCCCCCCCCGUCCAUCGUGGCCGUUAGCGCCCUUCCUACGGCCGUGGUCCUGUCCGCCUUAUUCGAACUGGAUGGUCGUGGAUUGUAUAAUUCUAUGCCCGACGAUCUGCGCUAGAGGAUCCGGAGUGCACGUCCACUUCCUCGGUGGGAGAGACCUACUAGUGAAGGUACAGGAACCAUCUAAUGCCUUAACGAAUUCUGUCGAGCCAGAUUUCGAGUUAGCCGCCUCCUCGACUGGUCUAGGUUGGUGGGCAACGACGCUGGAUGAAAGACAGCAUGAGGCGGACGACAAAUAACGCGUUCCAACCAUCUUGAUCAGCCUUUUUAAUGGCUUGAGUAUCCUCGCGAAGCUUGUUGCAACGAGUGCGGACUGUUUUGCAUGAGACGGAGUCAUACAUUGACGAAGGGAGGGUUCUCGGUCAAAGAUGGUCAAGCACUCCUACGCACGCAGCUCAGCACCCACGGUCGUAUAGGAGGACUUCUUGAGCUGGUACUCAGUGCACUUGGAUCUUUUUAACGAUGGAGAUAUCGUGUCGGGUCAAUUGACGCUUUCCACAUAUUGUUAAAACCCUGCAGGCUACAUUGGUUGAGGUAGCGAUAUUGUUAUUAGUUUUUCAGCUUGGCAGCAACUUCGUCCCGAGGUAUUUGAAGCCGUCUGCAUCUUAUAGCAAACAGCCAUUGACCCCCAAAUGCACCUUUUUGUCAUACACGCAGCUCGAAAUCUAGGCAUCUAGGCCCUCGAGGAUAAACCGACUGGUACCGCAACUUCAUUCUGAAGAUCAUAGCUUGACCAUAGCAGGGUGAUAUCGUAAGAGUGGUUGAGGUCAAUGAACCGGCGCUCAGGUGCGAAUUGAAUAGCGUAGGGUCCCUUCGAGAAUCCAGUAAAUGGCCUGGUUGGUGACGAUGUAACGUCAAGCGGUUGGGUGAAAUUAUUGUUAAUCAGAACUCGUACAGUGACCAUGGCAACAGGUUUUGCCACAGGAACACACGAUGAACUACCUCGAACGCUGCGGCGAACUAAACAAAGUAGACGGCCAUCGGUUCCUGGUUAGGCCUAGCGAAGUUUAAGAAUGCGCCUCAGUGGGAAUGCUUGGUCAGAGCAUCCACGUCCAGCUGUUGAUUAAUCUGCACACCCACAGCCGUCAACGAAGACUAUUCUCGAUAAUAAGCGGGGCUACGUCUGGCGCAUUGUCAGUCGCGGACUAGUAGUGGCAGCGCUAAUACAAUGCGGAGGCUUAAGCUCUGGCGGGCUCGGCAAACCUCACUGACGACACUAGAACUUGGUGAAAUUAAACUGCCGUCACGGCAGCUCUAAUCAGCCGUUGCCUUAUGCACUUUCAUGCAGCCGGGGGGUUGAACAUGCGCUUGAUUCUGCAGUCGGGGACUAUAUGGGCCUGUAAGGAGCAGUUUAAGACCCCGGGGUUCGCCCUACCCCCACCCACCCCCAUUGUCUCAUUGCAACCCUAGAUCUUUCAUCGUCUUUUAUGUCUAACUCCUGACGGCUGUCUUUAGGAAGCUGACGCCAGUGACAGUGAUGAGGACGACGAUGACUUUGACGCGGACUCUGUUCUGGAGGAAUUUGACACGGAACUGGACAAGGACGAGUGCAAGAUGGAUGAGUACGUCACCUUUUACCAGUUGAUGACGGACAUGGAGCAGAGUCAUCCGGGGUGGUAUCAGCAACUGGUUGCCCCGCUCUCAGAAGCCCAGAAGACAGAGUUCAAAAACAUCGCCGAGACAGCGCUCAAGUGCAUCCAACAGAAACGUAAGUUUUUAAUUAGUCAGGACCCUUGCUUGGCGCGUGAAACAUUCGGAUCGCAAUUUGCGGGCCGUGGUAGUACGAUUGAUUUCGAACUGCUCUGACGAUGCAGUGUAUAUUUUUUUAAAACUAACUAUAAAGAAGACAUAUAGCAUAUACAUAACACAUUAUUGGGAUUGCGAUCAUGCCGUGAUUGUCAUAGGAGUCGCUUUAUUGCAGGGCAGAGUGUGCGCAUUGGAAUUUCGGGUUUGACUCACCGACUUCGGGAAGCAACUUAUGAACGGUUGCGGUAGUGUCCCUUUUCCCACUCGCAGUCGAUUUCGGAAUCUUCAUUACUGUGUGACUGUCUUUUUGGACCCUGGACCGAAACUCUAGAGUAACACGGGACUCGUCUCACUGUCAGACCCGGUCGAUGAACUCCAGAUCGCAGCCGAUCUCCUUGGCCCAAUGAUAGUUCGGUGUUCCGCAACCGGUAUAAAUAGGGAUCUCACACCGCGGGUAUUGUCGGCAUGACGACAACCAAGCCAAAAAUAGUCAUCCGACCUCCCACUAGUCUAGCUCGCGAUAGUUCCGUAUUUUGGAUUUAAAUAUCACCGUAAAUUACGUUUCGGAUGACUCUAACGCUAUCAGGUUUCCAACUACAGUAUGUGUCGGUGUUUGUGCAGGACUUCUCAGGCUAGUAAUCUUUAAAAGUAAAGAGGUGUUUGUGGUUGACCAUUUGAGACGUGACUUUUUAAAGCAAUAGGAACUACCAUUUACAGCUCUCCGGCCUUGUGUCUCCAUUUCCUUAUAGUCCCUAUUCGUGAGCAGUGAGAUGGUUUUCUUUCAAACGCACACGCAGUAGUUUCUGACGUCUUGAAUGCAAAAACAAUUAUUUUUCUAAAAAAUUGGUUAGAAAUUGCAGGUUUGUCCAAAAAAUUGUUUCUACGUACUAGCUUUCGACAACCGAAUACCUGUGGUCGGGUGGGGCUGGCUGAUGAUGACUAAUAGGCCAGAACGGUUGUGCGGCUGCCUGAAAGGGUCCCAGAUUGACCCCCAAAAGCUUCACGAGAUGAGUAUGUCAUGCAAAUUGACCGGUGAACACACUUCCACCGCAGUCAACCUUCCCGGUCGCGACCGGGAGGUCAGGGAGUCCCCGGUUCAAUGAUAGUGCGUUGUCUUUGUAACAAUCAAUCACCAAGUAAUAGUCCGGGUUCGAAUCCUACUUUUUCCAGAUGUGGAGUUACGUAUGGCUAAUUGACGGCCGCUAGGAUGACCAUUUUUGGAUUCUAGCUGUUACAGGCAUGAAUAAUAAUCGCAAACCAAACCUACAUAGGCCACUUUACCCGCCACUGUAUUGUCAUCUUCUUUGAGUACUCUUGAAAGCACGUUAAAGGAUUUCGGGGACUUUACGGAUCUGCUGCACACUACUAUACCUCAAUCUCCGAUUGCGAAGACCUCUGAUUUACAUUCGAGUCGGUCGAUUUACGGUCACCUGGCUGUGUCACUUGGACCGUUAUCCUACGUCCUGUCCGCUGCCGCUGGGAAUAUUCAGAGUCACUCAGCACAUGUGUCUCUAUCAGUCUUUCUGUAUACUUUAGAAUCGCUAUCCCUAUCGUUUCUUUUUUAUUACUAUCCUGAUGUUUUCCCUUUCUGUUUUUAUUACCCCACUAAACGCGCAUUCUCUGUUCUUCAACAGAAUCCAAAGAAAUUGAGAAAGCCGGUGGAUAUUCUUUUCAACAGACAGACGUCCCCAGCAGUUUCGACUUCAGUGGAAAUCCACCUCCCGGCGUUUAA